AUGGACUCGGCGAGGGUGAAGCUGAGCGCUAGGUCUUCUACCUCUAAGCUUCCUAAUUGCCCCCUUUGGCUCUUCUGGUACCCCAUUUUUAUUCUCCUGGCCUCGCCAUUUGUCGACAACAACUAUACCGUUACCGCGUGGGACAGUGCUCUCGAGCCCGUCACCCGUCGUCCCCGUCCCCCGUCCCCCGUCCCCGUUCCCCGUCCCCCGUCCCCGUUCCCCGUCCCCCGUCCCCAUCCCGUCUCCAUAGACGGUAUCAAGAACUACUUCCGACACCCAUCUGAAUCGCCCGCCUCUCCUGCCCUGUCGAGCGCCUCCACCGCCCAAGGCGAAGCUUCCCCCGAGCUUCCGCCCUUGCCUGUCCCCAGACUUCCUCUCCGGGUUCAGGGUCUUCUGAGAACUCCGCCCACCAUCUCCGUGAACGGAGACGAAGACGACGGAAGCCGCUGGGGCUCUCCCUACCCCCCAAACCUGCGAACCGAGAGUUCGAGCAGUGACGACGACGACUCCGAAUCCGAGGGAGAUCCCAUUCAUUCCCUAGCGCUCCAAACUCGCUUUCUGCGACCCGCCCCGCCCACUCAACAAGACACCCCGUCCGAGUCUCGGUCAUCCCUCAUCAGCGGAGCCGCAAGCGUCCUCGCCACUCGCGCAAGACGCCUGGUACACGGAAUCACAGAGGACUGGAUCCGUCAGCAUACAGCGCACGGUAGCGAGCGGGAGAAGCUACAUUGGUUUAGCGACGGCACUGGCGAUAGUGAGAACUCUUCACUGAGCGACUCAUUUUCCGGUGACGAAGACGCCGCUUGGCUAGGAGACCACCUUCUUACCCCCAGGGCGGAUCGUCGGCGAAGCAGCAGGCGAAGCAGUAGACAGCGCCAGGAAUCACAGGGCGCCCUCAAGAAGCAGUCGAGCACCGAUACUCUAAGACAGUCCCGCCUGGUCAGCAGACAGGCAAGCAGAUCCAACAUGGCGUCCCCGAACGAAAGGGCAUCGCAGCCCGACGUCACUACGGCGAGUGACCGUGCACCCUCAGUCUCUCCAUUUCCCGAACGAACAUCCUCCAUUAGCCAGCCGGUUAGCGCAACAAAGCCCGAAGAUGCUUCCAGCAUAAACGGCCUAAAAGGAGAGUCUGCCGCAGCUCCUUCCACACCGUCGAAACCCGCACCCAAACGUACCUCUACCCUCGUCGCAUCGCCUCGAAUGAAGAAAAAGGUCCCAUGGAAGGGUAAGAGCGUCAUGAUCCUUAUUCCCAAGGACGACGAGCGUGGGCAACCGGGCAAGGCUCCAAUCCCUCUCUCCGAAUCCGAGGUUCGGGAAAGGAUGAGGAGUUGGCAACAGCAGGGUCAUGAUAUCAGCGGCUUUGAUCUGGAGCCGUCAAAGACCGCGAUUGAUAAGUCCAUUUCGCAAAGUAGAGGAUCCUGGCCCGAUUUCGAUGAUUUAAUACAGGAGCGACAGGAAAGAAGCUGGAAAGUGCUUCUUCCCGACUUGAAUGGUAAGAUCCCGCCCUGCUACAUCUUGACCUCUGAAGGUAUGCCUAACAUCCGCCAUCUAGCUUGGAAGAGAUACGUGGACGAGUUGACCGAAGCGAAGCUCAGAGCUCUGGGAGUAUCCCUUGGGGACGACGAGCCCCCACAGCCUUCGGUUUCUCCGUCCACAUCCAUGAGCCGACAGCCUUCGGUUGCCAACUACCCUCCGCUCCCCUUCUCACCUCCGCUGCCGACUUCUUCGGCCGCCAGUGGAGCUGGUCUCCCGGGCUUUCCUUUCCAUCAUGGUCUUGGGCCAUCGCCUACCAGCCCAGGUCUCCCUGCCGGCAUGUCGCCUGCCUCGUUUACAUCCAAGUAUAAUCCUCGGGCUUCGAUAUCGAUCCCAUCUCCACAUGCCUGGUCUCAGCAGAUGAUGAUGCAACAACAUGGACACCGCAUGGGUUCACCCUCGCUUGCUAACCUCAACGCGAUGAUGUCUCCCAGCUCACCAUUCUCACCAGACGGUGGUCUCUUUAGUCCCAUGGGCCAUAUGGGCCAUAUGAGCCAUCAGCGCCAUCAGUCUUUGCAGUUACCCAUGUUCCAGCAUCAGCCUCAGCAUCAGCUCCAGCAUCAGCUCCAGCAUCAGUUUGCGCCGCCCCCACGAGCAUCGUCGCGCUUGCAAGAUCUUUCCGAAAUCGCCGAAGAAGAACCAGCUCAAGAUCCCGUGCGCGCUCCCGAAGCCGGUCUCCCCCAUCACAUUCCAGGCGAUGAUUUGCAAAGGGAAAUUGAUGAAGCUGAAUACCAUUUGGAAGAACAGAUGCGCUCGCAGCUCGAAAACGACCAAGAUUACAGCCCGCACAGAGAGGAACAUACCAUCCCGCCGGUUAACCCCCAUGCCAGAGACUCGUCAGUUCACUUCGCUCCCCAGCAACCUCAAUUUGGUGCUAGUUCGGACGGCCUUGUCUUGCAUCAUCCGAGACCGCACAGUCGCGGACACUCGCUGUCGCAAAAAGUCUUUACCGAAGAGGACAUCUCUAAUAGUGGAGGUGGUUUUAGGCCUACUCUGCAGCCGAUUGACGGACUGGCUGCUGAAGACGACGAGAUCGAGACGAAUCCAAGCAACCUAGGAACCCCCAUCCAAGCGCUCGAGUUCCAGAAAAUGAUGCAUCAACAUACACUAUCUAAUGCUAGUAGCUCCUGGAGCGCAGGGAAGCCUGCGGUUGGCCCCGUCCCUAAGCAUGCCAGCCAUGGCAGCAAGUCUUCGUUGUCCAAGUUGAACGUGGAAGCGCCCGAGUUCAAGUUUAACCCCAACAGCACUUUCACACCGCAGUUUACCCCCCAAGUCGCCACGUUCUCUGCCGCCACCAGUCACUUCGCUGCAUCAGCACCUACGACUGGCGCUAUCAACCCGACUGCGUCUGUGUUCUCCCCGACUCAGAGCGAGUUUGGCCUCAAGUUCCGCCCGGAUGCGCCUGCAUUCACUCCUAAUUCGUUUGCAACGCCGGCCGCAAAUCCCGUGGUGGAAAGCGAUGCCAAGCCUGAAAGCUCGGUUGUUGGCGCCGAGGAACUGGAGAAGGCCGAAAUUGUUUUGCCCGUUAAGGAAAGCAAGGCUGUUCCGAUCUUGCCCCCAGAUGAAGAGGUGCAAGGAGAAGAGAGCAAAGAUGAGGUGGAGGGACAACUUGACGGUGUUGUCUUUUCCAAAUUGGAUCAUCACAAUGUUGAACUGGACAGUGUGGCUCCUGCGGCGUCGGAAACCGCUGAAAGUUCUACUCCUGUGGCUGAGUCUAGGCCAGACAAGGACGAGGAUGAAGACCUGCCGAUUGAGGAGAAGUCAUUCGACGAGUCCACUCAUGGUCACCCUGACAUGACUCUGUCUUCGACUAUGGCUUCUGAGACGACAGAUACCCAGGCGACGGUGAGCCCGUCAGAGCAGGCUGCGGAUCCCAUGUCUUUGAACUGGACUGUCUCAGAGCUCAAGGAUCCUAACCCCUUCAGUGACGAUGCCGCUACUCAUCAUGGCCACAAGAAGUCUCUCUCUGCGACUGCCUCGGCGUUUGUGCCCGGGAUCUCGACAUGGCCAACGGAAGUCGCAGAUGUCGCUACUGGCUCUUCUCAGCAACCACCUCAGCAGACGCCUGUUGUAGAGGUUGCAGAGGCAGAGCAGCAUAUUGAGAAGGUAGCUGCAGAGCCUGAAGUGGUUACUGUGCCACCGAAGCCUACCAAGGGCCUUGCUGCUUCUCGAUGGGCUCCUAAACCACCGCCGCCCCGGCGCGAAGGGUCCAAGAAGGAGGAGAGUACUGCAGCGGCCGCAGAACCCAGCUUUGACGACAUUGAUGCGGUCAUGCGCCACCUCAGUGCUAACCCAGAUAUGGGUAUCAACAAGCCCGCCGGUAGUCAGACUCAGACUCAGUGGCACCAGCCUAGCCCGACUCGCCCCAUUCCUUUGGAGGCAGUUACGAACUCGUCGCCUUACCAUCAAGUGGAAGAUAACUCUCGUAGUCCUAGCCCGAAUCCGCGCGAGUACACCGGUCUUCCUCUUCAGCCGUCACAGCCAAUUCCCACAACCGAGCUGGAGGACCCCUUCCUCGACCCUCCCACCAGUGCGCAGUUCAUUGAGGGGCCUGUCCACCGCCUCAAUGGCAGUGAUGACGUGCCAGUUAGCGACUGGAACGGCGCUUUCACUGAGGAUGAGCAGGAAAAGCUGGAGUCCCGUGUCACUUUCUUCAAUGGGCAGGUCAAUGAUGUUGUUGGCGGUAUCCUGGAUAGCCGUCUUGGCCCACUGGAACAGACUCUUGAUACCAUUAAGCACUCUCUGGCUGCUAUCUCGAGGAGAGCUGUUUCGAACCGCCGAGACGUGCGCAGCGCCUCUGCCGAAGUCCGCGAUAGCGACGCCGAUGACGAGGAUGAUGAUCUGCCUACUACUCGCCGUUCCAUCAGCCCGCGUAGGGACCGUAAGAUGGAGCAAAUCAAGGCUGCUGUUAUGGAAGCCCUCGCUUCUCAGCAGAGAACCAGGCCAACGUCCUCCUCUGCCAAGUCGACUCUUGGCGACCGCCCUGACGUCCUUCAGGCCCUCGAGGAGCUGAAGGCUCAGAUCACUCAGCCAAGGGUCUCCUCGAUCGACAACGAAGACAUCAAGAAGAUUGUUGAAGAAGUGGUGCAUAACCGCCUUGAGCCUGCAGUGGAUGAAGCCAAGGAGGCCAAGGUCACUGACCUUCAGGCUCGCGUACUGGAGCUCGAGGAGCGACUCCGCUCUCAGGAGGCCAAGGUGGAGACGGAGAUUGCGGCCAGGCGCGCUGCUGAGGACCGUGCGUCGGAUCUCACCCGUGAGAUCCAGUCUGCUGCGACCAAGAUUGAGGUCGAGAUGAUGAACAAGAGCGCCCUGAACCAGCGGAUCGCCGACCUUGAGGAACGUUCCCAGCAGUUCGAAGGACAGGCUGAGAAGGAGCAGAAGGGCCGGAGAGCUGCCGAAGACAAGCUUGCCGAAGUCCAACGCCAACUGAAGCUCACCACAGAGGAAGAGAGCCGCCUCAAGAAGGAGGUCGACGAGAAGGACCAUAAGAUCAAGGCCAUCGAGGCCGCUAACAAUAAGGUUGCCAUGCGCUUGACCCAAUUGGAAGCCGGCACCGAGAACACUCAAAAGUCUAGGAGCGAAGCGCAGAAUCGGAUCAACAUGCUGGAUAACGAUCUUCGGACUGCUCGGCAAGAAGCUCGGCACUGGCGGUCUGAGGCUGAUAGAGUCAGCGAGCUUGCCAAGCGUCGUGAUGCUGAUCUUACCAAGGCUCUUGACGAGAACAAGGUUUUGCAUAAGCUGAUCGAUACCCUUGGUACUCAGGUCCAUGAGAACGAGCGCGUCCGUGACAGCUGGCGCACCAAGUUCCUUGCCCUUCAGGAUGAGAUGGCUAACGCUGCUCGGCAAAUCACCGAGGAGAACGCCAGGCGCACCAAGAGGGAGCAGACGUUGAUUGCCCGCCAGGAGGUCCUGGAUGCUAAGCUGCAGGCCGAGGCCAGAACUCGUGAACGGAUCGAGACCGAGCUGGAGAGGCUGGAGAUGAACGAGCGGCAGGGCAUGAGGGCUGUUGCGGAGUGCAAGAGACUUGAGCAGUUGCUUGCGGAGAUGCGCACUGAGAACCAUAAGUUGCAGCAGAGCGCUUUGCGGUUCAAGUCUGAGUUCCAGGAAGCUAGGGAGUCCGCUGCUCGCGAGAUUACGCGUACCCGCAACGCCAUGCACGCAGAGGUUGAGCAAGCCAACCACCAAGUUAAUGCUGUCCGCAGGGAGCUUGAAGAUGAGCUUAACAGACUCAGAUCCCAGAUGGACCAGGUUAAGUUGGACGCCGACACAGCCAAGGCUCAGCACGACAUGCUCCUUGAGGAGGCUCAGAACUCGAAGAAGACGGAGCUUGAUGAGCUCAUGCGCAAGCAUCAGAACGAGGUGGAGGAUCUUCAAGCCCGCUAUGAGCGUCAACUCAGCAACACCACUGAGGACGCCCAACGGACGGAGAAGAACCUCUUGGAUCGCUUGAGCAUCGAGACAUCCAAGGCCCAGCAUCUCCAGGACAAGCUGUUGCAUGUCGAGGAGAAGCUGGAGAUUGCCAAGGAAGCUGCCCGUGCCGCCGCCCAAGCGGCCAAGGCUUCUGUGGCCGGUACUUUUGAGGCUCCCGCCGUGUCCAAGUCCGCCUCCAACGAUGUCCAGCCUUCCGAGAGAAUCUCGCCCCAAGCCCUCCGCGAGUCCAUCAUGGUUCUCCAGGAGCAGCUCCAAGCCCGCGAGCUUCGCAUCGAGGAACUCGAGCAGCAACUCGAGAAGGUCGAUCCCGAAGCCGACAUCAAGAUCUCCAAGCGCGACGACGAGAUUAUCUGGCUCCGCGAGCUCCUUGCUGUGCGUCACUCGGAUCUACAGGACAUUAUUGGUGCUCUUUCCAGUGACGACUACGACCAGGAUGCAGUCCGCGACGCCGCUAUCAGGCUCAAGGCCAACCUCCAGAUGGAGGAGCAGGAGCGUGAGCGCGCGAUGAACGGCGGGUCGGCUAUCAACCUGCCCAACAUCGCUGUUACGAUCAGAGAGGCGGCCACGCCGCGGGUUGCGCAGGCUGUUGGUCCUCUGGCUGCCGCCUGGGGCAACUGGAGGAAGGGCAAGGACCUGCCGGCUUUCGGUAGUUUGAGCAGUGUUUUGUCCGCGUCUCCUGCACAGAGCCGCAAUGUCACACCAUCGAAGCCAGCCUCUGGCUUCCUUGGCAGUACCACGACGCCCCCGACAUCUGGAUCCGCUGGUUUGCGCAAAGCUUCCAACGCUUCCGUAUCCACGGUCAGGAGCACAGCCUCAGCCCAACAGCCUCAGCCAACCGCUUUCUCAGCCACCGGUCGCAGAUUCACUCCCCAGGAACUUUCCAACAGGGCGUUACGCCAGAAUCAGCACCACCACCAGCAGCAGAGGUCGAGAGGGCCGUCCACGGCGUCUAUGCACAUCCAGCAGCAGGUGGCUGAGGAGGAUGAGGCAAGUGACAGGGAGCUUAGGGGGGCUUCUAUUUUGCCUUCACCUGAACCCUCUAUGCUUUCGUUUGCUCAAGCUCAAGCUCAACAGCAUCGGAGAAAUAUCUCUUCACCUAUGAUGGCUCCUCCCAUGACGAGGUCCGGCGGCAUGUACGAUAGCGACGCGUCGCCGGUGGAGGAUUUUGAUGAUGAUGGGUUUUUUGAGGAUGAUUGA
Neurospora tetraspora is the source of this 7161-nucleotide messenger RNA. RefSeq lists its product as uncharacterized. Lineage: Eukaryota; Fungi; Ascomycota; Sordariomycetes; Sordariales; Sordariaceae. The transcript is spliced from 4 exons. The coding region runs from base 1 to 7161 and encodes 2386 amino acids. The record is from RefSeq and is a predicted model, not a curated record. Gene Ontology annotation, cellular component: cytoskeleton.